Molecule: messenger RNA, 7635 nt
Organism: Coregonus clupeaformis (lake whitefish)
Lineage: Eukaryota; Metazoa; Chordata; Actinopteri; Salmoniformes; Salmonidae
Gene: ltn1
Product: listerin E3 ubiquitin protein ligase 1
Biological process (GO): rescue of stalled cytosolic ribosome; ribosome-associated ubiquitin-dependent protein catabolic process
Cellular component (GO): RQC complex; cytosol
Molecular function (GO): ubiquitin protein ligase activity; ribosomal large subunit binding; zinc ion binding
Source: RefSeq, a predicted model, not a curated record
AUGAAGAAUUGUGAUGAUGAUGAACUUUAGGUACUUCAAGACAACUUGCUGAAGGAGACGGCAGACACCCUGAGCGACCCACAGAGUGUUCCAGAGGAGGAGAGGGAGGCCAAGUUUCUCCGGCUGCUGACCAGCUCUCUACUGGGGGUGAAGAGACUGCUGUCCUCCCUGCCCCAGACAGACAGACACGACCUGCAGGACAGACUGACACACCUCCUCAACCAGGCCAAGUUCUGGAAGUACGGCAGACACAAGACCCCACAGGUGCGUGGUGCGUUCUUCGAGGUGGUCUCUUCCAUGUGUGAACACACUCCAGGUCUGAUGCAGACUGAGGCAGCCAGAGUAUGCCCUGCUGUUCUGCUGUCUAUAGAUGACACUGACCCUGUGGUGCUGCCUCCUCUCUGGGAAGCUGUACUGCACACGCUCUCCACCUUAACAGACUGUUGGAGUCAUGUCAACGCCAGGAAGGCUGUUCUGCCUAAACUGUGGUCCCUGUUAAAGGAUGGGGGUAAAGGUUUGGCUACAGCGCUCCACCCUAACCUGCUGCCCCUCAUCAGUAAACUACCCGCUGAGGUCACUACACCUAACAUAGACUUCUACACAACCUUCUACAGCUGUCUCAUACAAGGCUUGUCCAGUGAGCGGGCUGUGUCCAGUCCGUCAGAGAGUGCAGCGAUAGUGGAGUCACUAGUAGAGUGUGUGAGAUACACUCUGUUACAGAACACUGGGGAAGAGGAGGAACACACAUGUAUACGCACCAUGCUAAUAGAACAACAGGUAAGAACACACACCAUGCUAAUAGAACAACAGGUAAGAACACACACCAUGCUAAUAGAACAACAGGUAAGAACACGCACCAUGCUAAUAGAACUACAGGUAAGAACACACACCAUGCUAAUAGAACAACAGGUAAGAACACACACCAUGCUAAUAGAACAACAGGUAAGAACACGCACCAUGCUAAUAGAACUACAGGUAAGAACACACACCAUGCUAAUAGAACAACAGGUAAGAACACACACCAUGCUAAUAGAACAACAGGUAAGAACACACACCAUGCUAAUAGAACAACAGGUAAGAACACACACCAUGCUAAUAGAACAACAGGUAAGAACACACACCAUGCUAAUAGAACAACAGGUAAGAACACACACCAUGCUAAUAGAACUACAGGUAAGAACACACACCAUGCUCAGAGAACUACAGGUAAGAACAAGCACCAUGCUAAUAGAACUACAGGUAAGAACACACACCAUGCUAAUAGAACUACAGGUAAGAACACGCACCAUGCUAAUAGAACUACAGGUAAGAACACGCACCAUGCUAAUAGAACUACAGGUAAGAACACGCACCAUGCUAAUAGAACAACAGGUAAGAACACACACCAUGCUCAGAGAACUACAGGUAAGAACACGCACCAUGCUAAUAGAACAACAGGUAAGAACACGCACCAUGCUAAUAGAACAACAGGUAAGAACACGCACCAUGCUAAUAGAACAACAGGUAAGAACACACACCAUGCUAAUAGAACAACAGGUAAGAACACACACCAUGCUAAUAGAACUACAGGGAAGAACACGCACCAUGCUAAUAGAACUACAGGGAAAAACACGCACCAUGCUAAUAGAACUACAGGGAAAAACACGCACCAUGCUAAUAGAACUACAGGGAAAAACACGCACCAUGCUAAUAGAACUACAGGUAAGAACACGCACCAUGCUAAUAGAACUACAGGUAACACUUCACACAUACAGAAUUAUAAUUUAUCUUUUCUCUCUGUCCAUAGCUCCUCCCCCUCAUCGACAGUGCCCUGGGAAGCCCCUCCCUCCAGGCCGGUCCCCUUUUCCCAUUGGUUACGGACAGCUUGUCUCCUGGGAGAAGAGGGCUGGACUUCAGGAUGUGGGUGGGCUUAGCGAGGGAGAGAACGAGGUUGUCUUUGAUAGGCUGCUGGCUGACUUCUGGGAGGGGCUUAGGGUGAUGUUCGCCCGUCGUGUACAAAGUGACAAUCUGGAGCCGAAAGAGCUAGAAGGAAUGUCCUCGCUGCUAAAGGUGAUGCGGAGCCCAGAGAGUGCAGGCAGGAAACAGACCAAGAAGAAGAAGAGAUCAGUGAAGAUCUGUUUCUCUGAGCCAGAGGGUUCUGGUUCUCCAGAGAAAGAGGGGGAGGUGGCGCUGAAGUAUGCCCAGCUGGAGGCCCCCGAGCUGGGCCAGGAUACGGCCGAGGGCCCCCUGAAGAGCUGGCACCUGGAGGAGAUUGUCUGUCAGCAGGCACAGAUCAGUUAUUCCCAUGUGAAUGAGAAGAACUCCGAGAGACAUCUGAUGUACCUCUCUCUCCUCCUUCGCUCCUUCCACACCCCCAGGGUCUUCACCAUGAUGCUCAUCACAUCAGAAGAGGAGAAAUUAAAAGCAAAGGAUGGACAGAAGGAGGCAGAUGGAGGUGGUGGAGGUGGAGGAGGUGGGGUGCCCCCCCCCAGUAACCCUGCUGUGCGGUUCCUCCUGGAGCAUGUGGUGUUGUGGCUGGGGCAGGAGGACAGGAGAGAGACCAGAUACCUGGUAGAGAUGGUGUUCAGUUCUCUACGCUGCUGCAGUCCACAGGAGACCACACGCAUCCUCAACCAUAUCACCGUGAUGGAUCUAAAAUGGGAAGUCCUUCUCCAGAUCAUACAAAAGGCGUGUGCGGACCCUGCAUCUCUGCAGGUGUGUGGUGAUUGGUUUAAGGGCUCGGUGCUUGGUGAGCGACUACUGGGGUUGGCUGAGGAGCUGUGUGAGGCGGGACUAAAAGGCUCCGGCUCCACCCCUAAUAGGGACAGCUGGGCUCUGAUCAGCCUAGCGCUGUCUCAGCAUCACAAUAAUGAGCCCCUGAUAGGAGCUGUGUUCGUGGAGAAGAUGAUCGCCAAACUCCAUGCCACGCUGUCAGCGGCUAAAGAUCUGUCUGAGAGGGGUAAUCUGGAGCCGCUGGUGUGUUUCAUCUGUGAUGUGGCCUCCACCUUCUUCACCUCCGUAACACACUGCCUCCUACUGGCCUCCGCGGAGGAGCUGCUGCUCACGGUCUUCACACUCACCGCACAGGACCAGACACUCACACACCUGUCAGACUCCCUGCUGAAGAAGCUGAGUCAGGCGUGUCAUGCCGGUGUCCUCUCAUUGGUCCAUCACUCGGGGUCAGAGGUCAAGGAGGGCAGCUUCCUGUACAGCGCUGCAUUCUGGGUCAAAACCCAGCUGCUCACCUCCUCCCUGGGAGUCAAAAGUCUGCAGGUGUUGGUUCUAGCGGUCCAGCGGCUAGCUGACACACUGAGAUCUGUUGGUCAGCAAGGCUCCACCCUCCUCUCCCAGUUCCUCUCCUUCCUGACUCCCAGCCAAUCAGAGUGGAGCAAGAUCAGACAGGCCCUGCCCCCUCAGACCACUAUUAUGGGUGAAGUCCCCCUGCUGUCUGGACGUCUGAGGGUGUUCUGUGACUACCCCAGUAUGGAGGUCUGGAAGCUCAGAGGCUCUAGCAGACUGCCUGCCCACCUGGGUGUGUGUGCCCUGCUGGCCAGAGUGGUGUGUAGCACAGAUAUGGCUUCUACUGCUGCUACUGCUAGUGCCACGGCAGCAGUGUGUUCAGAUGACCAGGAGGGGGCAGGAGACUGCAUGAAAGACUUCAAACACACAGUUUGUGAGCUGCUGUAUGCGGUGCAGUGGUGCAGGGAGAUGGACUAUAGUCCUGCUUUAGUAGCAGAGUACCACACUAUGUUGAAGGACUGGGGUCUAACAGACAGAACAGACAACCAAGGACCAGCCACAGAUAUACUGGACACACUCUACACCAGAUCACUACAGGAGGGGGGACUGUGGUCUCUGACUCUGCAGAGUUACAUACACAUCAACCACGUGGCUGAAACGGCUGGCACCAUCAACACGCUCUGUGGCAGCCCAGACAGUCUGUUCCCCCUGUCAGAGAGCAGGCUCAGUACUCUACAGGUGCUGUGUCCCUAUCUGACCACAGAGGAGAGGGAACGUCUCAUUGCCCUGGCUGCCGCUGGCAUACUCAACUGGCAAGAGGACCACCGUGUGUGUGGGUGUGUGGCGGUGCUGCUGUGCUGUCUCAAGGCCUCUACACCAGUGCAGGAGGAAGUGCUACUAGCUGUACUGGUCACCAUGAUGGAAUGGAGGAACAGCAAAGAAGACUGGUUCCUGUUCAGCAGUGAUCUGUCCAAGACGACCGCGGCCCAGCUGUCUCUCACCGUGGAGAUGAUACGUUUCCUGUCACGGCUGGUGACUCAUUCUCCCACAAUCCUCGGGGGUAGCCAGUGGGACUUCCUGCUCUGCUCCAUGCUUGCCUGGCUAGAGACUUCCAGUGAUAACGUGGGGUGUCUGUGGAACCCCUGGGUGCAGUUGUUAGUGUGUGAGAUCUGUGAGCUGGUCGUGCAGCUGAACCAGUUCUUCACAGCGCCCCUGCCUGGUGUGGCUGACCUACUGCCCUCAGAGCUGACCGCAGAGUGGAACGACUUCUUCAUAGAGGGGAUAUACAGCCUGAUGCUGCCCCUACCUGGAAAAAUCACUGAGGCCUUCACGGAGCCAGACGAUCCACUGUUCCCAUUGGCUGUCCUGCGGUCUGUGGGCGUGGCUCUGACCUACGUCCCGCUGCAGCAGCUUACCCAUAAUUCCUUGCCAGCGCGGUUCGUGGCAGACCAGAAGACAAGCCUACCUGAGGCGCUGCAGACCCUGCUCAACACACUCACUCCGUUGCUGCUUUUCAAAGCCAGACCGCUGCAACUCACUGUCUACCACAUACUAGACAAGGUAAUGCCGACUCUCCCAGAGUGUGAUGAAGAAGUAGACGACACCAAGCCAGACGAAGAUGGCGAGGAACCGUGUCUGUCUCCCCCGGCUGCUCUGAUGACCCUCCUCUCCACGUGUGAGGAGUUGUGUGAGAGCAUCAUGGUCGGAGUGUGUGUAGGCGAGUAUGCAGUGGUUCAGCCUCUGUCUGUGGAGUACUGCUGUAUACUGGCUUACCUGCUGGCCUGGAAACUACUGCUGUCCUUCUUCAAGGCUUCUCCCUCUCACCUGCGUGUCCAGUACUCUCUCUACCUAAAGAAGUCCCUCCACAAGCUCCUCCUCCACCUGUUCAGACUGAUGCCUGAAAACCCCACCUACACCGGCCAGGGGGCGGAGCCUGUCACCAAGGAGACAAAGACAUUCUUCACAGAGAGCCUCUCUCUGGACGUCAACAAGUCUUCUGGUAUCCAGUAUGAGCUCCCCCACCUGGCGUGUUGUGUGUACUACAGUGCAGUACAGGACCUGCCUGCCAUGGUUAGGUUGUGGUGGACCAGUCAGGAGAAGAGAGUUAGCCACACGGUGGAUAAGUUCACAGGACGAUACGUCUCGCCUGUCCUCUCUGCUCAGGAGAUCUCCUCUGUACACGCCAGCACACAGACCUUCGACAGCAUGACCGUGAAAGCCCGUUCGGCAGCGCGGGAGGUGAUAGCUACCUACUCUGUGGAUGAUAUCUUCAUAGAGCUGGUGAUCCAGCUGCCUCAGAACUAUCCUCUAGGCUCUAUCACAGUAGAGAGUGGAAGGAGGGUGGGGGUGGCUGUACAACAGUGGAGGAACUGGAUGUUACAGCUCAGUACAUACCUCACUCACCAGAACGGCAGUAUAAUGGAGGGCCUGACGCUGUGGAAGACCAACGUGGAUAAGCGGUUUGAAGGAGUAGAGGACUGUAUGAUCUGUUUCUCUGUUAUCCAUGGAUCCAACUACUCUCUGCCCAAGAAGGCCUGCCGCACCUGCAAGAAGAAGUUCCACUCUGCCUGUCUGUACAAGUGGUUUACUUCUAGCAACAAGUCCACCUGCCCCCUGUGUAGAGAGACCUUCUUCUAGCAAUAAGUCCACCUGCCCCCUGUGUAGAGAGACCUUCUUCUAGCAACAAGUCCACCUGCCCCCUGUGUAGAGAGACCUUCUUCUAGCAACAAGUCCACCUGCCCCCUGUGUAGAGAGACCUUCUUCUAGCAACAAGUCCACCUGCCCCCUGUGUAGAGACCUUCUUCUAGCAACAAGUCCACCUGCCCCCUGUGUAGAGACCUUCUUCUAGCAACAAGUCCACCUGCCCCCUGUGGAGAGAGACCACCUUCUAGCAACAAGUCCACCUGCCCCCUGUGUAGAGAGACCUUCUUCUAGCAACAAGUCCACCUGCCCCCUGUGUAGAGAAGACCACCUUCUAGCAACAAGUCCACCUGCCCCCUGUGUAGAGAGACCCUAACCGAAACUACGUUGCUAUGGAUGCAGGGAGACAGUUUGGUUGUAUAUUUGGACGCAUCUCUCACCACAACCUUUUAGAUCAGUGCUUCUCAACUGUUUUUUUUUCCUCGGGACCCAAAUUGAAGCAGGUUCUCUGUCGCGAUCCAAUAUUCACAUUGUGAUUUUUUUUUUUUUGUUGCCAAAAUGCAAUUUGGAAAACUCUUUUUAAUACUAUUUUGACAGUAAAUGUAGCAAUUAUAUUAGACAAGGGAACAACAUUCCCACCUUUUUCAUUUGUCAUUAAUUCCAUAUUGCUCAUAAUCUUGAUGAAGAAUGUUGGCAAGCUCACUUGUUUGAGACCACACAAUCUGCUAAUUAGCGCUGCUAAUCACUCUAUAUUGAAAAUACUGUGAUUGAAAGAAAAGUCAUUUUCGGGAAUAAGGGAUUUAAAUGUUGGUUAAUGAUAAUAUUUUCCACACGUUCUACCUGGUAUUAGUCCCAAUAAUUAUUUACUUUUCUUUUCACUGACACCUGCGACCCACUCAAAACCUUUUGGGUUGCGACCCACCAGUUGAGAACCACUGCUUUAGAUGCUGUUUUCACACCGGUUGUAACUCGGGAUAAGAGUUCACUAGUAAAGAUAUAUUUUAGAUGUCCAUAAUGUUCACGUCCAGUAGCUUUAAUGAGUUCCAAAGAGCCAGGAUUGGUCAGCGCUGGUGGUGACAUCAGAGCAGGAGGACACUUGCACAGAUGAGUUGAGUUCCUGCCCGACCUAGAUUGCUGACGCGUGCCAGAUCUCACGUCGGCAGGAUAUGCGUUUAACAUAUCAGCUGACCACAUCAUAUGUUAUAGCAAUCUGAAAUGGGGGACUGCACAGUCGAUUUGAUGUGGCGCGCAACCAUUGGUUGAUGCAAAUGCAACGCCUGCGCUUCUAGUCGGGCGGGGAACCCGAGCAGAACGUUGAGGAGUCUGAAUGAUGCAAUCAACUCACUUCUUAAUUUGGUGUGAUUGACAGAGAGCAGUGACUUAAUAUACAGACUGAUUAACACACAGUUGAUUAUUUUAGAAAAAUAAUUUUAUAAAUCAAGUACUUCAAUCUCUCUACUAAUGAUGACCAAGACAGUAUUACUUGAUUUGUAUUUUAACACACAGUAUAACACAAGAGGGAGAACUGUAGCCUGAUACCAGAUCCUGUUUGUGCUCUUGCCAACUCCAUUGCUCAUUGUCAAGCCAAACAUGACAGAGUGACAAGGAGUUGGCAUGACAGCACAGACUGGCACUCGGGAUAGUGGAUCAGGUCUUUAUUCUAGCCUGUUGAUGUGGUUCAGAGUGAAUGUCUCCCAUCCCUCGGUCUGUCUGGUGUAAUCAGACCGUUCUUAUGGUGUUGAAAUGAUGAAUCAUAAAUCCACUAAGGACAGUCAA